This is a messenger RNA of Acanthochromis polyacanthus (spiny chromis), 1623 nucleotides long. Its product is annotated as glutathione S-transferase A-like. The coding region runs from base 446 to 1117 and encodes 223 amino acids. The transcript is spliced from 6 exons. The record is from RefSeq and is a predicted model, not a curated record. Lineage: Eukaryota; Metazoa; Chordata; Actinopteri; Pomacentridae.
CCUUUUGUUUUUUUAUGUGAGCUGCAUGCUAAAGCCAACGAGUUUAGACACAAAGCAAGAGAACUCACUCCUCCUCACAUGACUUUGUCAGUGCCUGUUGAUAUAAGCAGCUGGGUGGACAAUAAUCUACAUAGAAUAGUUUAAUAAAGCCAACUGUGCAGUGUGGGGAUUGAAAUGUACACUUUCAGUAAUGCAUCACACUGCACUGGGUUGACAAAAGGAGCACCGUUUAACCUAUUUAGACAGGGCGUUAACUAUUCUAACUUCCUUGACUCCAGAUCGUUGGUGACAGCUCAAAAAUGGGAUGGGAAUAAAUUCCACCAGUCCGGAUGUGGUGGGCUGGAGCUUGAAAUAAAACCAGCCUUCUGUGCGUAUCGGUUCCACUCCUUGCUUCAUUUACCAGCCACAACGUCUUCUGUCAGCUGUUGUACUUCACUCUGAAACCAUGGCCAAGGACAUGACUCUGCUGUGGGCCUCCGGCUCUGCUCCCUGCUGGAGGGUGAUGAUCAUGCUGGAGGAGAAGCAGCUGAAGGGCUACAACCAGAAACUGCUCUCCUUUGAGAAAAUGGAGCACAAGUCCCAGGAAGUCCUGGACAUAAACCCCAGAGGUCAGCUUCCUGCCUUCAAAUGUGGGAAACAUAUCCUGAAUGAAUCCUGCGCUGCCUGUUUGUUCCUGGAGAACCAGUACAAGUCCCAGGGAACCAAGCUGAUUCCCGAUUCCCCCGAUGCACAAGCACUGAUGUACCAGCGCAUGUUUGAGGUUUUGACACUCCACCAGAAAAUAGCGGAGAUUGUCCUUUACAACUACAGAGUCCCAGAGGUGGAGAGACACGACUCUGCUGUUCAGAGAAACAGGGAGGCUCUAACAGCUGAGCUCAAGCUGUGGGAGGGAUACCUGAGUAAAUCGGACUGUUGUCUGGCUGGAAAAGAAUUCACACUGGCUGAUGUUGUUUUUUUCCCAUCCGUUGGCUUUCUGUUCCGCCUUGGGUUAAGUAGUGAGCGUCACCCCGUACUGACAAAGUACUACAACAGUCUGAAGGACAGACCCAGCAUCAAAGCCACUUGGCCUCCUACCUGGCAAGUCACCCCCGGACUGGACAUGUUGAAAACCGUCUGAGAUCUAAAUCCUGCUCAGUGGACACACUAAAAGUUCCUGUUAUGAUUUGAUUUGUACCCACUUCUUUUUUAAAAACUACGCUUUGAUUCUGCUAUGAAGAGCAAUUUUCUGCGAACUGUUAAAAGGAGGAGAGAUUCAACUAUAAUCCCGUAAAUGAUAAGAAUGUUCACACUAAAAAACAUCUAUGAUUGAGUUUAUUUAUAUUUGAGAACAGAAAUACCCAUUGAAACAGUUUGAUGUUGGUACCACCUUCAUUUUUUUUUGUUAUUCAGCUCACAUGUCCUUUAUAUGUACGAAUGUAAUGUAAGUGUGUACUUUGAAAUAAAGUAUUUUUAUGUGGAAAAAUAAUUAUUUGGAUGUACCACAUAAAGGAAUGUUAUCAACUCACCUCUCCAUGCCCAGAAACGUAUAUAUACACAAACACCCAGUGUUUCUAAGGUUUUCAGAUGAUGCACUAAUUCAGUCCUGUGGUAAACUAAUUAAAAUUGUCACUGCUAACAAUCAGA